AUGCCGCAACUUAUUCCAAGGGCAUCAUGGGUCUCAGUGCUGAUGGUGGCACUGCUGGCAGUUUCUACUGUCAAUGCGCAUCCAAUCUACCAGACAGUUGAAGAGAUGGAAAAAGGACAAGCUUCCAAGCUUGAAUCUCGGUCACCGAGACUUAUUCCAGACACCCAGGAGUACGUCCAUGACCUCUUGCAAGGGUUGGGCCUGCAAGAGCCAACCCCAACCCCAACCGCAACAUCCACUCCAACCUCCACGCCCACUGCCAGCGUGCAGACCAAACAGGAAUUGGAUAACAUGAAGCCAACACAAACCACGAACAUUGUCUACUCGAGCUCCACCGGCUACACAUCCACUUAUAGCAGCAAUGGGGCGGGCUACACUCAUACCGUGAAACACGUACACAGCAACAACAGACCAAUCGAGAACAUCCAGAUUGGGCAGGGUUGGAAUGGGGAUAAGAAAAUUACGACUGAGGAUAUCCCUGUUGCUUUUGAUACUUUUUAUCGGGAGUUGGAGCAUCGAUUGAAGAAUAUGAUUGACAGCUCUGAUGAGAUUGGAUUGGACGGCUUCCUAUGA
Messenger RNA from Penicillium hordei, 573 nucleotides. RefSeq lists its product as uncharacterized. The transcript has 2 exons. Bases 1 to 573 code for a protein of 190 amino acids. The record is from RefSeq and is a predicted model, not a curated record. NCBI's taxonomy places the organism in Eukaryota, Fungi, Ascomycota, Eurotiomycetes, Eurotiales, Aspergillaceae.